CCAGCAGCUGGAUUGUGCCUUGGAUUUGAUGAGGCGUCUGCCUCCACAGCAGAUAGAGAAGAAUCUCAGUGACCUCAUUGACUUGGUCCCAAGCCUCUGUGAAGAUCUCCUCUCCUCCGUUGAUCAGCCAUUGAAGAUUGCACGAGAUAAGGUGGUAGGAAAAGACUAUCUAUUGUGUGACUACAACAGAGAUGGAGACUCAUACAGAUCACCAUGGAGUAACAAAUACGAUCCUCCCCUGGAAGACGGUGCCAUGCCAUCUGCUCGCCUGCGCAAGCUGGAGGUGGAAGCCAACAAUGCCUUUGACCAGUACAGAGACUUGUAUUUCGAAGGUGGAGUCUCCUCUGUCUACCUCUGGGAUCUGGAUCAUGGCUUUGCCGGGGUGAUCCUCAUUAAGAAAGCUGGAGAUGGAUCAAAGAAGAUUAAGGGAUGCUGGGAUUCCAUCCACGUGGUGGAGGUUCAGGAGAAAUCCAGUGGUCGUACUGCUCAUUACAAGCUGACCUCCACAGUGAUGCUGUGGCUGCAGACUAAUAAAACUGGUUCUGGUACCAUGAACCUCGGAGGGAGCCUCACCAGACAGAUGGAGAAAGAUGAGACUGUGAGUGACUCCUCUCCACACAUAGCCAAUAUCGGACGCUUGGUAGAGGAGAUGGAAAACAAAAUCAGAAGUACACUGAAUGAGAUUUAUUUUGGAAAAACAAAGGACAUCGUGAAUGGGCUGAGGUCUGUGCAGACUUUUGCAGACAAAUCAAAACAAGAAGCUCUUAAAAACGACCUGGUGGAGGCUUUGAAGAGAAAGCAGCAGAGUUAAAGUCCUCUCCAUGCUAACAAGACAUGCCAUGCACUCGUUAGAUUCCUUUCUUAGAGAACUCAUCCCUCCCCUUUGCCCUUUUCUGUUCCGUCACGUCACGAUUUGCAUUCAGUACUACCCAUGCAACGCCAUCUCCUCCCCAUGAAUAAAGCUGUACAAACUUUUUCAG
This is a messenger RNA of Nestor notabilis (Kea), 980 nucleotides long. RefSeq names its product capping protein (actin filament) muscle Z-line, beta (gene CAPZB). Gene Ontology annotation, cellular component: F-actin capping protein complex; cytoplasm. Gene Ontology annotation, biological process: cell morphogenesis; regulation of lamellipodium assembly; negative regulation of filopodium assembly. The record is from RefSeq and is a predicted model, not a curated record. The transcript is spliced from 8 exons. Lineage: Eukaryota; Metazoa; Chordata; Aves; Psittaciformes; Psittacidae. Bases 29 to 811 code for a protein of 260 amino acids. Gene Ontology annotation, molecular function: actin filament binding.